Amaranthus tricolor (Joseph's coat) is the source of this 849-nucleotide messenger RNA. RefSeq lists its product as uncharacterized. The transcript has a single exon. The coding region runs from base 1 to 849 and encodes 282 amino acids. The record is from RefSeq and is a predicted model, not a curated record. Lineage: Eukaryota; Viridiplantae; Streptophyta; Magnoliopsida; Caryophyllales; Amaranthaceae.
AUGAAGGACUAUGAUGCGGGAAGAGAAGCAGCCAGGAGGCCAUGGAAUCAAAGACGCAGGUCCCCCAGAAGGGAUGAGGCCAAGCAUGAAAGUUCCAACACACAAGGAACUAUCAACGUAAUUUUCGGAGGAUACACAGAAGAAUUUCCUACCAUUCGAGCCGCCAAGGAUAUCGUCCAUACUCUACUGAAGGGGCCACCAAAAACCGUAUCAAAGGGGCCGAUCAUGAGAUUCGACGCCACUACCUCUCAACCGCUGCAACAACCACACACCGAUCCUCUAGUGGUCACCCUCAAAGUCGGGCAAAUGAAGGUCAAGAGAGUAUUGGUAGACACCGGAAGCACGGCCGACCUCAUAACCAUGGAGUGCCUAAGAAAAAUGAAAUUCGAAGAAAAGCACUUGCAGCCUCUCGACAAACCAUUGAUUGGGUUUGGAGGUAAUCAGGUCAUUCCACUAGGCACGAUCAUUCUACCCGUAAGGGUGGGGGAAAGAAACAGAAGCAGGGCCAUGCCCGUACGAUUCACGGUAGUGGAUCUCACAUUCCCCUAUAAUGCCAUCAUGGGGCUCCCGCUCAUCAACAAGAUAAAGGCCGCGAUCUUUCCUCAUCAACUCCUGUUGCAAUUCGAACAGGAUGAUGGCCGGGUGGGCGUCCUUAAAGAAGACCAAGUAACAGCCCGACAAUGCCUCGUGAAUACCCUGAAGCGAGAAACAUCCGCCACUCCCUCCAAGAGAAAGAGGGAAGAAGAGUCUCCAACCGUCAUGAGCGUAUACACGGACGGUCCCAAUAGCCACGAAAGGCCUCAUCCCGUGGAGCGAUAUGAGGAGACGGAAAUUUUCGACGGGAAGUAG